Molecule: messenger RNA, 2088 nt
Organism: Gekko japonicus
Lineage: Eukaryota; Metazoa; Chordata; Lepidosauria; Squamata; Gekkonidae
Product: vomeronasal type-2 receptor 26-like
Exons: 4
Coding region: 1-2088 (695 amino acids)
Biological process (GO): G protein-coupled receptor signaling pathway
Cellular component (GO): membrane
Molecular function (GO): G protein-coupled receptor activity
Source: RefSeq, a predicted model, not a curated record
AUGGCCCCCAGUGAAAGAAAUCAGUACAUUGGGAUGGUACAGCUUCUUCUGCAUUUCCGGUGGAUAUGGGUUGGCAUAAUUGCAGUCAAUAAUAGCCAAGGGGAUAUGUUUGUGCAGAUAUUAAUGGCACUCCUGUCUGAGAAUGGUAUCUGCCCUGCUUUCAUUGAUAGGCUUCCAACUGCCACUUCAACUGUAGACAUGAUAGAUGUUUUCUACUUGUCAAGAUCCAAAGACAGUCUGUCUUCUUUCCUAACCCAUAUCAAGGUCAAGGUAUAUGUUAUAAAUGGAGAUACUCAUACUAUGACUUCAUUGAAAUGGUUCCUAUACAUUGCACAAAUGGAAGUUAUAACUGAGGCAAUCAUGGGCAAGGUAUGGAUUAUGACAGCCCAAUGGGAUUUCUCAUUACAUACCUUCGACAGGCUUUUGAACAUAGAAGUUUUCCAUGGUUCUUUAUCUGUUACAGUUAAAUCCAGAGAGGUGGUUGAGUUUCAAAAAUUCCUUUGCAUUGUAACUCCUCACUGGCAAAAAGAAGAUGGCUUUAUCCGGGUCUUCUGGGAACAGGCAUUUAAAUGUUCACUGUCAGAUUCCAAACUGGAUAAAGAUAUAACACAGAGAUGCACUGGGGAGGAGAAGCUGGAGAGCCUCCCAGGUCCUUUUUUUGAAAUGAGCAUGACUGCCCAAAGCUACUGCAUCUACAAUGCUGUCCAUGCCAUAGCACAUGCCUUACAUACCUUGUGUGAAUCCAGACAGAAAUACAGGAGAAUGGCUUGGGGUGGAGACCUCCUGAAGGUUUCAGAUCAACAAUCUUGGCAGCUUCACCCUUUCCUGAGGAGUGUCUCCUUUAACAACAGUGCUGGAGACCCCAUUCACUUCAAUGAAGAAGGUGAACUAGAAACUGGAUUUGAAGUUAUAAACUGGGUUACUUUUCCUAACCAAAGUUUUCGAAGAGUAAAAGUUGGAAGGAUGGACCCACAAGCUUCACUGGGCACUGUGUUCAGCCUUAAUGAGGAAUUCAUCACAUGGCACAGGAUGUUUAAUCAGAGCCAACCUUUUUCUGUGUGCAAUGACAACUGCCAUCCAGGUUACAGCAGAAAGAAGAAGGAGGGGAAGCCAUUUUGUUGUUAUGAUUGUGCUCGAUGUCCUGAAGGGAAGAUUUCAGACAAGAACGACAUGGAUGAUUGUUUCAAAUGCUCAGAUGAUGAACAUCCAAGCAAAGGCCAAGAUCAAUGCCUUCUGAAGGCUUUAAACUUCCUGUCUUACGAUGAACCUUUGGGGAUCACUUUAACUUCUUUGGUGGCAUCAACAUCUGUCAUCACAGCUAUAGUACUUGGAAUCUUCAUUAAACAUCGCAACACCCCCAUUGUCAAAGCCAACAACCAGCAUCUCACCUAUUGUCUACUUAUCUCUCUCCUGCUCUGCUUCCUCUGCUCAUUGCUAUUCAUAGGCCGGCCUCAGAUACUGACCUGCCUUCUACGUCAAGUAUUCUUUAGCAUAAUAUUUUCAGUGGCUAUUUCUUCCUUGCUGGCAAAAACCAUCACUGUGGUUCUGGCUUUCAUGGCCACUAAGCCAGGAAGCCAGAUAAGGAAUUGGGUGGGGAAGAGACUGGCAUUCUCCAUUGUUCUUUCCUGUAGCAUUAUUCAAGCAGGAAUUUGUAGUCUAUGGCUUUACACAGCUCCUCCAUUCCCAAAUGUGGACACCCAUUCAAAGUUUAAGGAAAAAGUUAUAGAAUGUAACGAAGGAUCAGUUGUUAUGUUUUACUGUGUUCUGGGGUAUAUGGGGUUCUUGGCAAAUGUGACCUUGGUUGUGGCCUUUUUUGCUCGCAAGCUGCCCAGCACAUUUAAUGAAGCCAAGUACAUCACUUUCAGCAUGCUGGUGUUUUGCAGUGUUUGGCUGUCCUUCGUGCCGACUUAUCUGAGCACAAAGGGGAAAUACAUGGUGGCUGUGGAGAUCUUCUCCAUCCUGUCCUCUACUGCUGGUUUACUUGGUUGUGUGUUUUCUCCAAAAUGUUACAUAAUUAUUCUGAGGCCUGAGUUGAAUAGCAAGGAACACCUACUGAUAAGAAACAGGAAUCAGGUGGAGGAAUUCUAA